GUCCUCAGAAUCAUCCUCGGAGUGAGACCUCCUGCCUGUCCGUCCCUCUGUGCGGCUCUCCGUCUCCUCCGCUAGCCGAGCCUGCUAGCUGGCAGCCCGGGAACCAUGGCCAUGUCGCAGGCUCUGUCCGAGGAGGAAUUCCACCGGAUGCAGGCUCAACUGUUGGAGCUGAGAACUCAGAACUAUCAGCUGUCCGAUGACCUCAGGAAGAACUCAGCAGAGCUGAACUCCGUCCGUCAGAAGAAUGUGGUUCUGGAGAGAGACUUCAUCAAAGCUCAGAAGGCUUUAAAUAAAAGCAAGAAAGCUCAGGAGGUGGAAGCUCUGCUCAGUGAGAAUGAGAUGCUUCAGGGGAAGCUGCACAGUCAGGAGGAGGACUUCCGGCUGCAGAACAGCACCCUGAUGACCGAACUGUCCAAGCUGUGUACACAGAUCGAGCAGCUGGAGCAGGAGAACCAGGGCCUGAAGGAAGGGGGUGGAGCCUCAGCAGCCAGCCCACCACCUAACCCCGCCUCCAGCCCCGUAGAUGGGGAGCUGCUCCGCCUCCAGGCUGAAAACUCCACCCUGCAGAAGAAGAUGAAAGCCCUCCAGGAGCGUCAUGACAAAGAGCUGCAGAGGCUGGCGGUUGCUCAGGGCAACCAGGGCGUUGCCACGGAGACUGACGGGUCAGCUGGCCCCAAUGGAGUCUCUGAUGUCACAGGGGGAGGGGAGGAGCCGAUGGGGGGACCCAAUGAGAGACUGGAACAGACGGACUCCCAGCCAACAGACAAACAGCUCCACGGCCUGUCAGAGACGAGCGUAGAGGAGAUUGUAGCUAAGCAGGCAGCGCUAGGCUGGUCGGCUGCUCUCUGUCCAAUAACUCACUGCUUUGGACCAGAGCUGGAGAUGAAACUGAGCACCGAGCAGGAGGAGAAGAGGCUGCUGAGGGAGCAGAUCCAGCACCUGGAGGCAUCCAAACAGGCUGAAAUCACCAAACUGCAGGAGGAGAUUACCAAGCUGACUGACAAGUUAAAGAAGAAGCAGGAGAGUUUCCAGCGUCUGCAGACGGAGAAGGAGGUUCUCUACAACGACAGCAGGACAAAGAUCGAUGAAAUCAACCAGAGGAAAGAAGAAGAGCUGAAGGCCUCGAACAUCAGGAUCCAGAAGCUGCAGACGGACCUCAUGGCAGCCAAUCAGACGACAGCAGAACUGAGAGAACAACUGCAGAGCAAAGAGAAGGAACAUGAGGUGGCUCUGCACACCCUGAAAGACCAGGUAGCCAAUCAGAGCGCAGUGAGUCAGGAGCAGGUGGACAACAUCCUGCAGGAGAACGAUGCUCUGAGGACAAACCUAGCUGCUCUAGAACAGAUCCAGACGGUGAAAACUCAGGAGAUGAAUCUGUUGAGGGAACAGCAGGAAGCUCUGACGGCCGAACUGCAGCAGAGACGAACCGAACAGGAGAACCUGUUGGCUCAGAGGGACGACCUGGACUCUCAGCUGCAGGAGUCGAGUUUCGCCAACAGGAAGUUGUUGGAGCAGCUGACGGAAGAAGGUCAGGAGAAGGAGAAGCUGCUGAGGGAGCUGGACGAGGCCAAGAAGACGGCGGAGAAGAGGAAGUCGAUGCUGGACGACAUGGCCAUCCAGCUGAACCAGGAGAAGUCCGACCACAAGGAGGCGCUGUCAGACCUCAAACUGCAGCACGAGAAGGAGGUGACUGGGGUCAGGGCUCGCUAUGAGAAGGAGCUUCGAGGUCUCCAUGAGGACAAGAAUCGAUCUGAGGAGGAAAUCAGACAACAGCUCCGAGACGAGAAGGCCCGGUCCAAGGAGCUGGAGUCUUUGCAGCCUCGGCUGGAGGAGCUUCAGGCUCAGGUUCAGUCCAUGGAGGGAACCAAAGGCUGGUUUGAGAGACGACUGAAGGAGGCAGAGGAGAACAUCGAACAGAACUCUCUGCAGCAUCAGGAGGAGGUGGAACGUCUGCAGAAGGAGCACGGUGUCCAGCUGCAGGAGAAGCAGGAGGAGAUGGAGGGACUGAAGCAGCAGCUGGUGGAGGUGGAGAAGCAGAAGGACGAACACGUGGACGCCAUCGGGAAACUCAAACAGGAGAUCAAAGACACCGUGGACGGACAGAGGAUCCUGGAGAAGAAGGGGAGUGCAGCGCUGAAGGACUUGAAGCGGCAGCUGCAGCUGGAGAGGAAGCGAGCCGAUAAACUGCAGGAGAGACUCCAGGAGAUUCUGACCAACAGCAAGACCAGGACAGGUCUGGAGGAGCUGGUUCUGUCAGAGAUCAACAGUCCCAGUCGGACCCAGCAGACCGGAGACUCGUCGUCUGUCUCGUCCUUCUCCUACAGAGACAUGAUGAAGGAGACUCAGCCGACCAAUCAGAACAAGUCUGGAGGAGGAAGUCCUCAGUCCCAGCGUCCGGCCGAGCUGUCCGAUGACGAGGUUGGAGAGCUGUUCCAGCGCCUGGCGGAGGUCCAGCAGGAGAAGUGGAUGCUGGAGGAGAAGGUGAAACAUCUGGAGGUGAGCUGCUCGUCAAUGGCUGAAGACAUCUGCAGGAAGAGCGCCAUCAUAGAGACCUAUGUGAUGGACAGCCGCAUCGAUGUUUCCGGCUCGGCGGUCGGAGGUCACGGAGGUUCUCAGGGAGAUCGUGGAGGUCUGAGUUCCGUUCUCAGAGAUCUGGUGAAACCAGGAGACGAGAACCUGAGAGAGAUGAACAAGAAGCUGCAGAACAUGUUGGAGGAACAGCUGACCAAGAACAUGCACCUGCAGAAGGAUCUGGAGGUUUUGUCCCAGGAAUUAGUCCGUCUCAGUAAAGAGAACAACCCUGGAGCUGCCGCUGGGUCGGGAUGAGACUAUCACAUGGAUCCUCUCUGUCCAUUCCCCUCCGCACCUGGAUGUUUGGGCUGGGCUCAGACUAACACCUGGAUAUGAACUUUUCUUCUCCCCCUCCACUUCCUGUUCACAACCUAAGACCUGCUGUGGGCUCUGAGUACUUCUUGGAGCUGCUAUGAUUUCAACACCUUGGAUGUGACUAAAUGCUGGAGUGCAGAAGAAGAAUAACGUAAAGACGAGGAGAAGUCACUGUUGAAUGUACUAUUAUUAGACCACCACCGCUCUACUCUGUUGGGUCCUGGCUACAACCUGGAAAGACUUGUUAUUUCUAUUGUAACUGACUGCAAAUCUUCACUGUGUCUGUCUGCUGGGCCUGGCUAUGUCCUGGAGCAUCUGAACUGACGUGAUUGUGCAGUAACUCUGUUGUGAUCUGGCUACUUCCUGGGCUUCCAUCCGCUAAACAGACAGCGCCGCUUUACUGAAUGUGUGGGAUCUGUCUAUGACCUGGACUGUUGCUCUCAGCUGCACGUCAUGGCUUUCAUCAGCUGGUUGUCAUGGAGACCGUUGUUGAAGACCAGGAGGUGUGGCUGAAACACAGUUAUUGAUUAUCCUCUGAGCUGAUCGAUCAUCUAUAAAUGAUCAGAUCAAUGAAAUCUGCAGACUAAAAACUGUCAAUCACGUUGUAGCCGGAUGUGACUACGUUCUGGAUCAGGUAGUCCAAAUCAACGUAAACAAAAAUCUGAAACCAGCUGUUUUAGGCUGCAGCUGCUAAACUAAUCAAUACAAAUAGUAAUUAUGGAUCAGUGGUGAUUAUCGGUAAAUAUUCAGCUCCAAUACCAGACGGUAGCCUGAUCCCGCCACUCAGAGUUCAUUCAUGAAUAAUUUAAAACUUCUCCAAACGUCUGAUUUUUUAACCUGCAGAUUGGUUGAUAACGUAUUGAUCUGCUUUUAACUAGAGAACCUGAACUUGUUUGCAUUGUAGCUUCAUAAAUAACAGAAAUAUAUAGUCGCCUUUAAAGAAUCUUCAGAUUAAAAACAAACCAGUUCAUGUGUAGGUCGGUUGUGGCUACAUCCUGGAAAGUCAUUUACUAACUGAUUGUAUCUUUGGAUUGAUUUAACUGUUUUCUGUGUCUGUGUCGGGCCGUGACUACUUCCUGGAGCUCGCUUCAGUCUUCAGUGUCUUUUGAUUUUAUUAAAAAAAAAAACUUUUCAUGCAGUUCGACUCCAGUUUCAUCGAAACACAGCAGGGACGCCAAAUGGUGUGGGCCGGUCUAUUUACUGGAGCAUUUUGAGGGCUUUAUUGGAAAGAAACAAAAAAAAGCAAAACUUCUGACACUGAAAUCUGAAGUUUAUGUUUGAGUCACUGGAGAAAUUUGGACGUAACUUUAUUGAAACUCAGUUUUGCUUCGGCACCAUUUGGCGUCCCCGAAUGUUUACACAAACUCAGCGGUUCUGCUUUUUAUUUGUUUGUUUGUAAUGAUGUAACGCUCUCUGGGGCUCCGUCUAUGCCUUGGAUCACACUUCCAUCCUCAGCAGGGACAACAAAUGGAGCAGAAGAUUAAAGUUUCAGCUUCCAUUUGUUGAAUUCUUGUGUCGCGCCGGGUCUAUUUUAUGUUUUGUGUUUAAAUCUGAUGAACUUUAGACACUUUUUCUGUCUGCUUUGCCUUCAUUUCUGGGAUAUUUUGUUUGCUCACUGGAGCCCAUCUACAUCCUGGUGUAGAGCAUAAUCCAGGAUGUAGACGGGCCCCACGUCUACAUCCAAGACGUAGAUGUGGGGCCCGUCUACAUCCUGGAAUACACUCUAUACCAGGCAACCUUGUGCUGGACUUAAAGCUUGUAACGGGCUUUGUGUUUUAUGUUGCCUGUAUAUUGCUGGGUUGUUUAUUUUUUUGUUUGUUGCUCACUGCAGAAAACAUCAAUCUGGUGUUAAAAUCUCAACCUGAGGGAGGAAAAAUGUGACUCGUGCAGCUUUAUAAACUCUUAUUCUACCUUAAAUCAAACCUUAAACACACAAUUCUUAAAAAGUGCAAAAAGAACUGAAAACAUCAACAAAAUAAAGUUGUUGCAUGAGAUCUCGGUCGGUGAGUUUUAAAAUCGGAUGUUAGAACCGGACUGACCGGGCGGGAUUGGUCUGUGUGCUGGGCAGUGGCUGGGUCCCGUCUCCUGCUUGUGUUUUUGUUUUUUUAGGUCUGUAUAUAAACGCUGUGAUACGACUCCUAACUGUAUGAAGAAUCUAUUUAUGACUGAUGAUCAUGACGCUAAUUAUUGUAACUACCAGAAAAUGUGAUAAAAUUCUGUCUGACAACGAA
This is a messenger RNA of Amphiprion ocellaris (clown anemonefish), 5117 nucleotides long. Its product is annotated as GRIP1-associated protein 1. The transcript has 29 exons. The record is from RefSeq and is a predicted model, not a curated record. Gene Ontology annotation, cellular component: extrinsic component of postsynaptic early endosome membrane; postsynaptic recycling endosome; glutamatergic synapse. Gene Ontology annotation, biological process: regulation of modification of synaptic structure; regulation of recycling endosome localization within postsynapse; neurotransmitter receptor transport, endosome to postsynaptic membrane. Bases 106 to 2826 code for a protein of 906 amino acids. NCBI's taxonomy places the organism in Eukaryota, Metazoa, Chordata, Actinopteri, Pomacentridae.